Solanum stenotomum is the source of this 3324-nucleotide messenger RNA. RefSeq names its product receptor-like protein 9DC3. NCBI's taxonomy places the organism in Eukaryota, Viridiplantae, Streptophyta, Magnoliopsida, Solanales, Solanaceae. The coding region runs from base 1 to 3324 and encodes 1107 amino acids. The record is from RefSeq and is a predicted model, not a curated record. The transcript has 3 exons. Gene Ontology annotation, molecular function: protein binding.
AUGGAGUACCAACAAUUGCUAAUAGCUUUUUGCUUCUAUUCACUUUUUAUACAACAAUCUCAGCUUACAUAUGCUGGAAAACAUCUUUGUGCCCGCAAUGAAGCUUUUUAUUUGCUUCAAUUUAAACAAGGCCUCACCGUUGAUCAAAAUGCUUUUCACUAUAGUUGUGACGACUUGGCCCAAGCCAAGACUUUGUCCUGGAAUGUUACAGGAGAUUGUUGUGAAUGGGAUGGUGUUACUUGCAAUCGAUUUACGGGUCAUGUCAUAGGCCUCGAUCUUUCUUCAAGCUGUCUUAAGGGAACCAUCUAUGCUAACAGCAGCCUCACAAAACUUGGUCAUCUCCAAAGACUCAACCUUGCCUUCAACGACUUGGAUGACUUUCCACUUGGAAAUAGUAUUAGUAAACUCAGAAGAUUGACGCAUCUCAAUCUUUCGNUCCAUGCUAACAAUAGCCUCACAAAACUUGUUCAUCUCCAAAGACUCAACCUUGCUUUCAAUGAGUUGAAUGGCUUUCCACUUGGAAAUAGUAUUGGUGAACUCACUAGUUUGAUGCAUCUCAAUCUUUUGGAUUCUGGAUUUCUGAAAGGGAAGAUGAUUCCACCAGGAUUAUCCAAGUUGUCUAAGUUGAUUUCACUUGACCUCACCUGGAAUUUCAUCCAAGUUGGCCAAACAACCUUGAGAAGUUUUCUGCACAACUUAACCAACUUAGAGGUACUGUUGUUUCGCAAUGUGCACGCACCAUUUGAGUUACCUAAUAAUUUUCCAUCUUCCCUUAGGAAACUAAGUCUUGAGGGCACCGACAUGUUUGGGAACAUAACUGAUUCUCAGCUUUUUCAUCUACCAAACUUGCAAGUCCUGAGAUUGGGAUGGAAUCCUUUAAUAACAGGCACUUUGCCGAAUUUUAAUUGGAGUUUCAGUGGAAGUAUUUUAGAGUUGGACUUUUCCCAUACUGGUAUUUUUGGGAAGGUACCUGAUUCUAUUGGUAAUCUCCAUUCUCUUUGCUAUUUAGAUCUCUCUUCCAACAGUUUAUCUGGCUCGAUUCCAGAAUCCUUUGGCAAUCUAACUGCAGUCACAGAGUUGACGCUUACAGGUAACAGCUUCACUGGUAAUGUUCUCUCAAGUAUCUCAAAAUUAAACAAACUUGUUCAUUUAGAUCUCUCAUACAACCAUUUUCAAGGCUCAUUUCCAGAAUCCAUUGGCAACCUCACAAAAAUCUUAAAGUUAACGCUUCAAUGUAACAACUUCACUGGUACUGUUCCCUCAACUAUCUCAAAAUUAAAUAAACUCUAUGAAUUAGAUCUCUCUUCCAACAAUUUUCUAGGCUCGAUUCCAGAAUCCAUUGGUAACCUCACUGCAAUUACAAAGUUGACACUUUUACGUAACAACUUCACUGGUAUUAUUCUCUCAUCUAUCUCAAAAUUAAUCAAACUCUAUGAUUUAGAUCUCACUUCCAAUCACUUUCGAGGCUCGAUUCCAGAAUCCAUUGGCAACCUCACUGCAAUCACAGAGUUGAGACUUACAGAUAACAGCUUCACCGGAAAUGUUCCCUCAACUAUCGGAAAGCUGAACAAACUUAGCUUCAUAUCUCUCUCUUCCAAUAAUUUUGAAGGCUCGAUUCCAGACAUCUUUGGCAACUUUUCAGAGCUAGAUACUUUAAAUUUUCAAAGUAACAAUUUCACUGGCCCAUUCCCAGAUUCAAUUGCAACGUUGACUCGCUUUAUACUCUUACAGUUGCAAAACAAUUCACUAACUGGUCCACUUCCCUCUAAUAUAAGUGGACUUCAAGAGCUACAACAACUUGAUUUGUCCUUCAAUUACUUCACUGGCGCAACACCCCCUUGGUUAUUCCAUCUUCCAUCCUUGACUGAUUUGUCUGUUCAAUACAAUCAGUUAACUGGGAAAUUGCCAACUAAGCUCAAGGGAAGUUCCUCAGAAUACUUUAGUAUUGAUCUGUCGCACAACAAUCUGCAUGGCAAAAUCCCUGAUUGGAUGUUAUCAUCCUUAAGCAAGGGUAGCCUGGAUAUCUCUCAUAACUUCCUCACAGGCUUUGAAAAACAAGUAUGGCCUACAAUGUAUUUGUGGUCGCUUAAUUUGGGAAACAAUUUUCUUCAAGGGCCUUUGCAUCAAUCCAUUUGUGACUUGUAUAACCUUCAGGUCCUCAUUUUGGCUCAGAACAAUUUCAGUGGUUCAAUCCCAGGAUGUUUGGGAAACUUCAGUAGACGCAUUUCUAUUAUAGACUUGCGAAUGAACAAUUUUCAUGGAGAGAUACCAAUAUUCUUAUCGACAAGCUUACAAUAUCUUGGUGUUUAUGGCAAUCAAUUGGUGGGACAAGUCCCGCGAUCCUUGAUUAACUGUACAAGAUUGGUAGCUCUUGAUUUGGGGAACAACAAGAUCAAUGACACGUUCCCCAUAUGGCUUGAGAAACUUCCAUACCUACGAGUUCUGAUUCUGAAAUCAAAUCUCUUUCACGGUCCAAUUGGUUAUUUGGAGUCUGAAUUUCCAUUUCCUGAGUUACGGAUCUUUGACCUUUCCUGCAAUGGGUUCACUGGAACUUUGUCAUCUAAUCUUUUCAAAAGUUUCAGAGGUAUGAUGGAUGUUGAUGAAGAAAAGAAAAGAAUUACUCGAAAAAGUACAAGACAUGACACAUAUUACCUUUACCAUGUAAGUUUGGUUAUAAAAGGUAAUCAGUUUGAUAUGAGAAUCACGUCAAUUAUGACGAGUGUUGAUUUAUCAAGCAACAGGUUUGAAGGAGAUAUUCCAAAUUCCAUUGGAAAUCUGAGCUCACUUGUGUUACUCAACCUGUCCCACAACAGCUUCCGUGGUCCUAUUCCUGCAGAAUUUGCACAAUUGCAGCAGCUCGAAGCAUUAGAUCUCUCAUGGAACAGACUCAUUGGAGAAAUUUCAGGUCAAUUGUCGAGUUUGACAUUUCUUGCGGUCUUAAACCUCUCCUACAAUCAUCUGGCUGGGCCCAUUCCUACUGGGAAACAGUUCAAUACAUUUCCAAAUGAUUCGUAUUGUGGAAAUCCUGAUUUAUGUGGAUUUCCACUGUUUAAAGAAUGUGGAAACAAUAAUGAAUCACCACUUGAACACGAUGAUGAUGAUGAUGAUGAUUCAUUUUUUAUGAGCGGGUUCACAUGGGAAGCAGUGGUAAUAGGUUAUGGUUGUGGUAUGAUAUUUGGAUUGUUGAUAGGAGGCCUCAUGUUUCUAUUGGAAAAACCAAAAUGGUAUGUGAACUUUGCUGAAGAUAUUGCUCAGCAAAUUGCUGCUAACAAACGAACAAGGCAAAAGAAGAGACGCCAAAGACGUGGUUUAAGAAUGAACUAG